AAUGGAUUAUGAAUAAGUAAUGAAUGAUAAGAAGUUGAGAGAAUAAUUAGAAGGAGGAGAGACGAUAGUUUUGACUAUGAAAGUUAUUAAGUUUACAGGAUAAAAUAAAAAGUUAUCAAGAGUGAUAGUAAAUAUAUUAUAGUGAUAUUGUGAAUAGGCUAUCACAAAUAAGAAUAUUUAUAAUAUAUCACCAGCAGAAGGAAGUGCAGUAAAGAACUUCUUUUAAAAUUUAGUAUCAAAGUAAAUAAAUACUAAUGAAUUAUUUAGAUCAAGAAUUAAAAGAAAAAUAGCAUUAUCAGCUAUUACUGGAAUUACUGUUUCUAAAAUAGUGAAAGAAUUUAUCCUACAUAUUCCAACUGAAUAUGAUUAAAGAUAUUAAGUAGAUGAUUAGUAUUUAUUGUAAUCUAUAAUUUAGAUUAGCAUUAAUAAUAUAAACAUUAUGUGAAGUGUAUGUCAAACACAACUUAAAGAAAAUUAAAUGUUUCUUCAUUGAGGAAUUAAAUUUAAGUUAAUAUACCACUACUAAUUAUGAUAUUAAAAAGAAUAUCAGAAGAUAAUUACCAAAAUAAGGAGAUGAAAUGACAGUUGAUGAAGUAAAAAUGGCAAUGCAAACAUAAAGAGGAAAUGUUUAAACAUUGUAUCAGAAAUCUAAUACUCCUGAAAUUAGCAUUGAAGAUUUUACAUUAAUCAAAAUGUUAGGUAGAGGAGCAUUUGGAAAAGUAAUGUUAUGUGAGAAGAAAGAUACUAAAGAAAUUUUUGCAAUAAAAAGUUUAAGAAAAGAAGAUAUUAUAUCAAGAGAUCAUAUAGAAUAUUUGAAAACUGAAAGAAAGAUCUUAGAAUAAACAUAACAUCCAUUUCUAGUGUCAUUAGAAUAUGCAUUUAUUACAUAAGAAUGUGUUUAUUUUGUGAUGAAAUUUAUGAUGUAAAAAUAAUGCUAUUAACACAAAUAGAGGUGGAGAAUUGUAUACUCAUUUAUAGAAAAUAAAUAAAUUUAAUGAAGACUUUGCUUUAUUCUAUUCAUCAUAAGUUUUAUUAGCAUUAGAAUAUUUGCAUAAAUAAGGAAUUAUCUAUAGAGAUUUGAAACCAGAAAAUAUUCUAAUGGAUGAAAAAGGAUAUAUUGCAUUAACUGAUUAUGGAUUAGCUAAAUUCUUAUCUAAAGGAUAAGUUACAUAAUCAAUUGUAGGAACACCAGAAUACUUAGCACCUGAAGUUAUCACUUAAUAAGGACAUGCAUUUACAGCUGAUUGGUGGUGUUUGGGAAUCCUUAUGUAAUCAAUUACCAUUCUAAAAUUCAAGUUAUGAAAUGUUAUGCGGUAAAACUCCAUUUUUUUCAGAAAACAGAAAUCAAAUGUUUAGAAAUAUAGUAGAAUCUGAAUUGAAAUUCCCAUCCACUCUACUUAUUACCUAAGAGUGUAAAAGUCUACUUACUAGCUUAUUAAAGAAAAAACCUAAUGAACGUCUUGGUAAUAAAGGAGAUGCUGAAGAAAUUAAAAAACAUCCAUGGUUUAAACGAAUUGAUUUCUAAAAACUCAUAGCUAAAGAAGUAUUUAUAUAUAUCUCAAUCAUUUUUAGAUUUAAGCACCUAUUAUUCCAGAUUUAUAAUCUGCCACUGAUUUAUCAAAUUUUAAUCCCUAAAUUUUAGAUGAAAGUAAUCAUAAAUAAUAUCAUUAUUAAAGAAAUUGAGGAAAGUGAACCUUAAGCUAUAACAAAUACUUAAGCUUUAAAGAAAUUUGAUUAAGAAUUCUAUGGUUUGAAUUACAAAAAAGAUUAAUGACUGUUUUAUAGAUG
This is a messenger RNA of Paramecium sonneborni, 1788 nucleotides long. NCBI's taxonomy places the organism in Eukaryota, Ciliophora, Oligohymenophorea, Peniculida, Parameciidae. The record is from the annotation of a GenBank genome assembly.